Punica granatum (pomegranate) is the source of this 1065-nucleotide messenger RNA. Lineage: Eukaryota; Viridiplantae; Streptophyta; Magnoliopsida; Myrtales; Lythraceae. The record is from RefSeq and is a predicted model, not a curated record.
AUGUCUGGAAAUCCUUCAGCUUCACCCAAUGGAGAGCAAGUGAACUUUGUCAACAACUGCCAACGGGGUAAUCAAGGACUUUAUUCGAACAGUUACAAUCCAGGGUGGCAUAAUCAUCAUAAUUUCUCAUUGAGAAAUGAGAAUAAUGCACUUAAACCGCCACCUGGAUUCCAAAAGCAAGGCCCUACUCAGAAUGUUCCACCUCAGCAGAAUCAGUCUAGAAUGGAAGAGCUCACGUUGAGCUAUAUGCAAAAGACUGACACCAUGCUACAGAAUCAACAAGCUACUAUUCGAAACCUAGAGGAAGUACUCCAGCAGAUGCCUUCAUAUGCCAGAAUCAUGAAGGAUCUGCUCACUAAAAAGAGGAAGAUUGAUGGGAGUGAGACUGUGAUGCUUACAGGGGAGUGUUAUAUGAUUCUCCAGAAGGACUUGCUUAACUUACCACGCAAACAAAGAGAUCAUGGGAGUUUCACUGUCCCUUGCACUAUAGGAAAUUUCCAUUUUGAAAAAGUUCUUAUCGAUUCAGGUGCAAGUAUAAAUUUAAUGCCUCUAUCUACUUUCAGGAAACUUGGACUUGGAGAAUGCAAGGAAACUCAUGUUACCUUGCAACUUGCUGACAGGAGUGUCAAAUAUCCAAAGGGCAUUGUUGAGAAUGUCCUGGUGAAGGUAAAAUUCAUAUUUUCAGUCGACUUCAUAGUCCUGGAGAUGGAGGAGGACAAAAAUGUGCCCAUGAUCCUUGGCAGACCAUUCCUUGCGACAGGUAAAGCAUUAAUAGAUGUCGAACAAGAUGCCAUAAAGAAAUUUGGUGAUGACAAAUCCUGUUAUACCAUUAAUAUUAUUGAUGAGCUUAUCUUUGAGUCUGUGGAGGAGAAAGCAUGUGUGGAUACAAUGGAAUCAGUCCUUAGGGAUCUAGAUGAUUGGAGUGAUGAUGAUGAGCCUGAGGAAGAAUAUGUGGAGAAUGUGUUAGAAAUCAAGGCUCGCUACUAUGAGGAGCUGGGCACCAGUGCGACAAAACCAGUGCCAUAUUUGACACAGUCCCCGGCGAUCAGGAGCAAUAGCUUCUAA